GGGUGUCUCUUCGAGUCUUCUCGUAUUGUCUUCAUUUGCCUUUUUGCUACCUCCUUGGCUUCCGUUCUUCUGUUCUGCUACUCCUCUUUCCUUGCAUUCACUGAAACCCUCAAUCUCUUGUUCCACAUCGUGCUGCAACAAUAAGGAUGGUGGAACCUGCAUAUACCGUGGUCUCUGACAGUGAAACCGUUGGAGAGGAAAAGUCAUCUACUUUUCCUGAAAUAGCAAUUGGAAUUGAUAUUGGCACAUCCCAAUGCAGUGUUGCUGUGUGGAAUGGUUCCCAAGUGGAGCUCUUGAAGAACACAAGAAAUCAGAAGAUUAUGAGGUCAUAUGUAACCUUCAAAGAUGACAUUCCUUCCGGUGGAGUUAGCAAUCAACUCUCCUACGAGGACGAGAUGCUGUCUGGAGCCACAAUCUUCAACAUGAAACGCUUGAUUGGCAGAGUUGACACUGACCCAGUCGUCCAUGCAAGUAAAAAUCUUCCAUUUCUGGUGCAGACCUUGGACAUUGGCGUUCGCCCAUUUGUUGCUGCAUUAGUGAAUAAUAUGUGGAGAUCCACCACUCCAGAAGAAGUCCUAGCAAUAUUUCUGGUGGAAUUAAGAGCAAUGGCUGAAACUCAGCUUAAAAGACCGAUAAGAAAUGUAGUUCUUACAGUUCCAGCUUCAUUCAGUCGAUUUCAGCUAACCCGGAUAGAGCGUGCUUGUGCUAUGGCUGGGCUUCAUGUUCUCAGGUUGAUGCCUGAACCAACAGCUGUGGCUUUGUUAUAUGGACAGCAGCAACAACAAGCUUCUCACGAUAAUAUGGGCAGCGGAAGUGAGAAAAUUGCUCUAAUUUUCAAUAUGGGCGCUGGUUAUUGUGAUGUUGCUGUGACUGCUACUGCUGGAGGAGUAUCGCAGAUAAAAGCCUUGGCAGGAAGUACCAUUGGUGGAGAAGACUUGCUUCAGAAUAUGAUGCGUCAUCUCUUACCAGAUUGUGAAAAUCUAUUCAGGAACCAUGGAGUGAAAGAAAUUAAAUCAAUGGGCCUGCUUCGAGUUGCAACCCAGGAUGCAAUUCACGGGCUUUCCUCUGAGACCAGUGUUCAGGUUGAUGUUGACUUGGGAGAUGAUUUGAAGAUAUGUAAGGUUGUUGACCGGGAGGAGUUUGAGGAGGUAAACAAAAAGGUGUUUGAGAAGUGUGAAAGCCUUAUCAUCCAGUGUUUGCAAGAUGCAAAGAUAGAAGUUGAGGAUGUAAAUGAUGUGAUAGUUGUAGGUGGAUGUUCUUAUAUCCCAAGGGUGAAGAAUCUUGUUACUAACAUACUUAAAGGCAAGGAACUUUAUAAAGGUAUGAAUCCUUUGGAAGCUGCCGUUUGCGGUGCAGCAGUGGAAGGAGCUGUCGCCUCAGGAAUCAAUGAUCCCUUUGGGAACUUGGACUUAUUAACUAUUCAAGCUACACCUCUUGCCAUUGGGAUUCGAGCUGAUGGGAACAACUUUGUUCCUGUCAUUCCGAGGAAUACCACAAUGCCAGCGCGGAAGGAGCUAAUUUUCACAACUAUUCAUGAUAAUCAAACUGAAGCAUUAAUCCUUGUCUAUGAACGAGAGGGAAAAAAAGCAGAAGAAAACCACUUGUUGGGAUAUUUCAAGAUAAUAGGAAUACCUGCAGCACCCAAAGGAGUUCCAGAAAUCAAUGUAUGCAUGGACAUAGACGCUGCAAACGUGCUGAGAGUUUUAGCUGGUGUUGUGAUGCCUGGAGCUCGCCAACCUGCAAUUCCUGUUAUGGAAGUAAGGAUGCCAACGGUGGAUGAUGGACAUGGUUGGUGCACUGAGGCCCUAAAUAAAACCUAUGGUGCUACGCUGGAUUUGGUUACUCUGCAGAAGAAGGCAUAAAGUAAUAUAGAACAUCAUUGUAUGUACCUUUUUUUCAUGCGUUUUCUUGUGUUUCAUCUAUAAAAGUUGGUCUACAUGUCUCGUGGAUGUAAUUUGUAUCUGAAAUAAUGGAAACAAUGCAUACAAGAAGACUGUAGUUCUAAAAUGAUUUCAAUGGAAUUAAUGAAACAUGCUGAGGAUAAGGAUCAAUCAGUUUGCAUACCAUCAACCUCGAUAAUAUAAGAGAAUCAGUUCAUAGAGAUUUCG
Gastrolobium bilobum is the source of this 2108-nucleotide messenger RNA. RefSeq names its product heat shock 70 kDa protein 8. Bases 147 to 1862 code for a protein of 571 amino acids. The transcript is spliced from 2 exons. Gene Ontology annotation, cellular component: cytoplasm. Gene Ontology annotation, molecular function: misfolded protein binding; ATP binding; ATP-dependent protein folding chaperone. The record is from RefSeq and is a predicted model, not a curated record. NCBI's taxonomy places the organism in Eukaryota, Viridiplantae, Streptophyta, Magnoliopsida, Fabales, Fabaceae. Gene Ontology annotation, biological process: protein refolding; cellular response to unfolded protein.